AUGGUUGCAGAGGCAUCAGGGGAAACUGCUGUCUCCAUUAAAAACAACACAGCCCUUCCUGGGACAGGUCUUGAUCCAAGUUUCCAGCUUGAGCUUCCAGAAGAUGAAAUUGAUGCAGAAACGAGCCUUAAGACUGAGUUUCUUACACCAUCAUCGCAACUAUCAUGGGAUUUACUCGACUUGAUGCAGGUUACACCCGAUGUGGACGUGACAAAACUAAGCCAAAACUUGGUAACCAUACCGAAAAGUGCUGGAAGGACCAGUUUUAGGUUCAAACGUCAUGGAAUUAGUGGUUCCAUCACCGGGUACAAAGAAGAAACCAAACGUUCAGAUAUCGACAAUGCAAAUUCAGGCAAUUCUCUAUCUAUAACAAGAAAGUACACCUCCAAGAAUGACUCCUUGAAAGGCAAAACCACGUUUCUUCCUUUCCAACCAGGAGGGCUUAUGACUCAAACGGCUGCAAAGGAUGAGUCUGCAUUUUUGCAUAGAAACGAUCUUGGAUUGUUUGACAUUCCUCAAGGAUUUGAACGUGGUUUGGUCAUAGCAGGCGAGUCUGACAAGAAGGAAGUAAGCGCACAAUUACAGGAAUUGGAUGACAAGUCGAACGAAGACAUUCAUGGUAAAGACGACGAGGAACCAUCAGCGGGCGGAACAAAAUUGAUAGUAGAGGAAGAGGGAGAAGUAGAGGAAGUCAUCCCCAGAGAAGACGAAGAUCUCGAUGAUAUAGAUGAUAUCAUUCCUAUGAACUACUCUGCCAUCAGAGAGAAGAUGAAAAAUGAGAGUGAACGAAAAAAGACUUGGGCACAUGUGGUUGAUCUCAGUCAUCGUGUUGAUAAUUUCAAGGAUGUGGUCCCCAAUAUGGCACGAGAAUGGCCUUUCGAACUAGACACGUUUCAGCAGGAAGCAGUUUAUCAUCUUGAACAGGGCGAUUCAGUAUUUGUUGCUGCCCACACUUCAGCCGGUAAGACUGUGGUAGCUGAGUACGCCAUAGCGAUGGCCACCCGAAACAUGACGAAAGCCAUCUACACCUCUCCCAUCAAAGCAUUGUCUAAUCAGAAGUUUCGUGACUUCAAAGAAACGUUCAAAGAUAUCGAUGUUGGUCUCAUUACUGGUGAUGUUCAGAUCAAUCCCGAUGCGAAUUGUUUGAUUAUGACAACCGAGAUUCUUCGGUCCAUGUUGUAUCGAGGAGCCGACUUGAUAAGAGAUGUCGAAUUUGUGAUUUUCGACGAGGUUCAUUACGUGAACGAUAUCGACCGUGGUGUUGUUUGGGAAGAAGUGAUCAUCAUGCUUCCCGACCAUGUCAAGUACAUUUUGCUUUCUGCCACGGUUCCAAACACUUUUGAGUUUGCAAACUGGGUGGGUCGUACCAAGCAGAAGGAUAUAUAUGUCAUAUCGACACCAAAGAGACCUGUUCCUUUGGAAAUUCUGAUUUGGGCAAAACAGCAUUUGUACAAGGUUGUGGAUGCACAACGAAAUUUCAGCGACCUAGAGUUCAGAAAGCACAAAGAAGCCCUUGAAAGUGGAAAGAACAAGGGCCGUCCUAACGUGGUUUUAGGACCAGGCAGCCGUGGAGGGAGAGGUGGUACGGCAAGAGGAGGCAACAGAGGCGGAGGGAGAGGUGGAGGUGGUUCUGGUCGUGGUGGCUCCAAUGGUGGUCAAGUAAGCACUAGACCAUCGGGCCGAGCUGGAUUCAGCAGAGAUGGACCCAACAAGAAUACCUGGUUGCAACUUGUUCAGUAUCUCAAACAGCACAAUUUACUACCAGCAGUUGUGUUCGUCUUUUCAAAGAAGCGUUGUGAGGAAUAUGCGGACACUUUGAGCAGUGUCGAUUUUUGCACAGCGAAAGAAAAAUCAGAAAUUCAUAUGUUUGUGGAUAGAGCUGUAUCCAGAUUGAAGAAGGAGGACAGAGAACUUCCUCAGAUCCUUAAAAUUAGAGACUUGUUAAGUCGUGGAAUAGCGGUACAUCAUGGUGGAUUGUUGCCAAUUGUCAAAGAGUGUAUUGAAAUUUUGUUCUCGAGAACUCUUGUGAAGGUUUUAUUUGCAACUGAGACGUUUGCAAUGGGACUAAACUUGCCUACGAGAACAGUUGUUUUCAACCAACUUCGCAAGCACGACGGUCGAGGUUUCCGGAAUUUGUUGCCUGGUGAAUUCACUCAAAUGUCCGGACGUGCUGGUAGAAGAGGUCUUGAUGAUACCGGUACCGUUAUCGUAAUGUCAUACAAUGAACCUCUCUCCCCGAUGGACUUUAAAGAGGUGGCUCUAGGAGUUCCUACAAAGCUUCUGUCUCAGUUCAGAUUGACCUACAAUAUGAUUUUGAAUCUCUUACGAAUUGAGGCUUUGAGAGUUGAGGAAAUGAUUAAGCAUUCGUUCAGUGAGAACUCUACUCAAUCUCUCCUUCCUGAACACCAAAAGACGGUCGAGAAGCUCAGCAAGGAGUUGCAGACAGUUCAUCUUGAACCAUGUUCUGUUUGUAACCUUGAGUUCACAGAGGAAACCUACGAUCUAAUGAAAGAGUACGAACAUGUAUACGGUGAGAUUCUCAGAAACGUUCAACAGCUGCCACUUCUCAAGAAUAACUAUCUUCGUGCUGGUCGACUUUUCUGUUUCCGCGAUGAAGAGACGAGACAACGAGUUGGUUUCUUGGUCAGAGUUUCCAUGGAUAAUGAUUCUGUUCUACUUUUGACCUUUGAUCCUGGAGAUAACCAAGAUGAUGUCUCUAAAUUGCCUUAUAUUGCUACUAAAGACUACCUCCAGCAUUAUUUCGGACAAAUAACGUUCAACGGUUCGUUCAAAGUGGUUGCAGUUCCAAUUGACAAGGUUAAUUUCAUUGGACAGAAGAUGGUGAAGAUCUAUAUGAAAGACUUGAUUCAUGGAAAUAAGAAUGAGAUUGCACAUGCCUCGGCUCAAGUGAAGACACUUCUUAGGUUCCAAACCGCCUGGCGUGAACUUAGCUUUGAUCUGGCAGUCCAAAUCUCGCUACACGAACUUCUUGUCAGGAAACGUGAGAUUGUGGAGAAAAUCAGCAUACUCCGAAGUUAUGAGUGUCCUAACUUUGCACUUCAUUAUAAGCAACUCAGCCAACAAGACGAACUCAAAACACAAAUUAGCUCUCUCCAAAGAUUGAUUUCAGAUGAAAAUUUGGAAUUACUUCCUGACUACGAGCAGAGAUUACGUGUAUUGGAAACCUUGGGAUUCAUUGAUGCUAACCAUAAUGUUGGACUAAAGGGAAGAGUAGGAUGUGAAAUUAAUUCUGGAUGGGAAUUGGCGAUAACAGAGUUGAUUUUAGACAAUUUUUUGGGUGACUUUGAACCAGAAGAGAUAGUGGCCUUGCUCUCGUGUUUCGUCUAUGAGGGAAAAACUAACGACGAGGAAGAUCCUCCGUUGACUCCAAGACUUGAAAGAGGAAAGCAGAAAAUCAUGGAUAUCAGUAAGCAUGUUUUGGACGUUUGUUCUGACAAUCAAAUUGCACUUACAUCUGAAGAAACCGAAUUUUUGGAGCGCAAGAGAUUUGCAUUGAUGAAUGUGGUUUAUGAGUGGGCACGAGGCUUAUCUUUUAAUGAGAUAAUGCAAAUGAGUACCGAAGCUGAGGGAACCAUUGUACGGGUAAUCACAAGAUUAGACGAAAUUUGUCGACAAGUGAAGAGUGCUGCCUUGAUUGUUGGAGAUUCGACAUUGCAUUCCAAGAUGUCCGAGGCUCAGGAGAGAAUCAAGCGUGAUAUAGUAUUCUGUGCUUCGUUAUACUUAUGA
Molecule: messenger RNA, 3747 nt
Organism: Meyerozyma guilliermondii ATCC 6260
Lineage: Eukaryota; Fungi; Ascomycota; Pichiomycetes; Serinales; Debaryomycetaceae
Gene: SKI2
Product: SKI complex RNA helicase subunit
Exons: 1
Coding region: 1-3747 (1248 amino acids)
Biological process (GO): nuclear-transcribed mRNA catabolic process, 3'-5' exonucleolytic nonsense-mediated decay
Cellular component (GO): Ski complex
Molecular function (GO): RNA helicase activity; RNA binding; ATP binding
Source: RefSeq, a predicted model, not a curated record